Anastrepha ludens (Mexican fruit fly) is the source of this 3261-nucleotide messenger RNA. RefSeq lists its product as uncharacterized. The transcript has 6 exons. The record is from RefSeq and is a predicted model, not a curated record. Bases 254 to 2719 code for a protein of 821 amino acids. NCBI's taxonomy places the organism in Eukaryota, Metazoa, Arthropoda, Insecta, Diptera, Tephritidae.
UACCAUUUCUUGUUCGGCUGGCAACGAAACCAAAAGUGAUUGUUAAGUGCGCGCAUAACCGUGAAGUGUGCCAGUGACUACUUGCCUGCCAAUUCACUAGUCAGUCAUUCUGCCAAUACUACGACCUGUACGCAGAUAUAUUGCCGUGUUCGUUUGAUUGCGGCCCGUAUUGAUACGAAUAUUGAAUAUUGAACAGCGAAAGGGAUUGAUAAUCAAAUAUUCAGUGCACAAAAUUUCAGAAAAAUAAGCAGAUAUGUUGCUAAAAAUUCAAUUGAUAUGCUUUUUGGCGUUGCUGGUCAAGGCGCAGAACUCCAUCGAACAGCUGUCAGCAGAGCCGUCGAGUGAAGUACUUUUUGAAACCUCUCACAAACGUCCUGAUGAAAGUGAAUUCCAAACAUCACAUAAAAUUCCAAGGCAUACUUUUUUGCCAGAUUCUGAUUUAUUGCAGAGUGCCAUGAAUUUGUUACCAACAAAGGAACGCCCAGAACUGAAUCCGGUUUUAAGUGCGCUCAUCAAUGAGGAUGUCAUGAAAAGCAUCGAGGCCAAGCGUGCCAUUGAGAAGGAGGAGUUGGAGCAAAUUAAAGCUGAGCUAGACGCAGCGCGUAAGCAAGAAGAAGAGGUCGAAAAUGCCGAUGUCACUUACGGUGUGUUGACUACAGCGUCGCCCGUUAAGAAGGUUGCACUCGAUGAGGACAUAAAUGUAGGUUUCGUCGAUCAGGCCAUUAACUUGGAUGCUGCCGGUUCGGAAAAUAACAAAAAAUCACGCAUUGAAAUCAAAAAAGGACCAAAUGGUCAAGAUUACGAAUAUGAAUACGUGUACUACUAUGAAGACGAAGAUGAUGCCAAACCAUCGGAGUCACCAGCUAAAACCGAUUCAAGUGAACGUGGCAAGUCUCGUUACAGCAACAUUGAGCGCACCACUGCGGCGCCAACUGGUAAUAGUCUCGUAAGCAACAAGGCUAAGGGUCGCUCAUCAAGCAUAUCGGAUAGCACUGGUGAUGACGUUGAAGCCGAACGGCUACCUGCCAAUACACGUUUCCCCAGCCGAGGCAAAAACGUUGAUGCGCAACCAACACCCGCUUUGGAUUCGCUUGAGAACGCAGCCGAAAAGAAGAAAAUUAGCGUAAAACGGCCCAGCUUGGAAUUAGUUGACAGUGCAACCUUCAACACGGACGAGAAACAAGUGAAGGGCAUCCGGAACAGUGACACCGAAACGAAAUCGGCGAUCGCCAUUGAGCAAGAACAAGCAGCCGCAGCAGCAGCUCAAGCAGCUGAGAAGAAGGAGGCCGAGGAGAAGCAACGACGUCAGCCUACUGUCGGCAGUGAUGAGGAAAAUGUGACUGUUAAGAAUUUGGAUAAUGAGGAAGUAGAACAAACAACUUUAUCAAUGGAGAAGGCAGCAUUGGAUCUGUAUGCGAUUUUAGCGAAUGAAAACUUUAACAUGGACAUGACCACUGAUGCUGAUACAGAGGUUACAACUGUGCUGCCAGAUACCACAAAUUCCGAUGACGAGACCAUGACCACUUUGGUCGAAGAAGAACCCAGCUCAACUACAACCACCACCACAACAACCACCACUGAAGCGACUACCACAACAACAACUACCACCACAACCACACCGGCGCCAUCGCUGUUCGGUGGCAAACGGCCUGGCUUAAAUUCUCCCGGACGUAACCGUUUCAAGUUGAACAAGGGCGGCAAAAGCGAAACUAGCACGACGACAACAACAGAAGCACCAGCGGAGGCACCCAAAACAGGCAAAAAUCGUUUCUCACGUCCAUCAAUCGGCGGACGAGCGCGCCCUGGAGCACGUACCACAACCGCUGCGCCAGCGCCAGCCGAAGAGGAGGAGGAAGUAGCCGCACCCAAAGAAGUCAAGCCAGUGAGCUCAGGUUUUGGUCGUAACCGACCACGCAACCGCUUCAACCUACGCAGCACAACCACCACCGAAAAAUCGGCCAGCGCUGACAGCGAGGAUGCUAAUGAGGAAGCUGUAUCCAGCACGACGGCGCGUUCGCUGCGCGGCGGUCGCCCAACAUUGGGUCUGCGCGGUCGCAGUCGUACUACAACCGCCAAACCAGCCGCAGAUAGUGAGCACAAGGAAGAAGAAGCGGCAGCUAGUGGCAACGAAGAGAAACCAGCGCCUGCACCAGCGAAACCAGCAUCACGAUUUGCACGCCCCGGCGCCAAUCGGCUAUUGCCACGUGGUAAGCUGGCGCGUACCACUGAAGCACCUACAGCUGAUGAUUCCGCAGCCGACAGUAGUCAUCACAAUGAUGUGAAAGGUGAAGCGAAUGGCGAAGAGAAUGCAGAAAAAGCGGCAGAGGCAGAAGCUAAGCCCGCAGCACCACAUGGACUGACUCGUCUGAAGUCGCGUCCACAACUGCACAAGACUGAGAACGCCAAGCCAAAGGCGGCACCAGCGCCAGUGGCGCCACGCAAAGUCAAUCCACUAUUGGCUAAGCGACGUCUGCAACUGGGACACUCCACAACGGAAGCGCCCGCUGAUGAGGAUAACGCCACCGCUGCCGAAGAUUCGAAAACGGAAGAGGAGAGCGCACCAAUCGCUGCUUCCGCUGAUGCGCCUGCCGAUGCUGACAGUGCCAAGGAUGAAACUGACGAUGAUACAGAAACAACAACGAAACAGCAGGCACGCGGUUUGGGACUACUAACGCAAAGAAGGCGUCUGCCACUGCGCAAACCCGGCACUAUCCUGUAAAUUUGUGAGCACCUGUGUGAUGAAUUAAAUCCCAGUGUGAUGGAGCACAACAAUACGAAGCGUCAAACAAACAGCAAAUAGAGCGUAAGCAGCACUCACCUGCUGACCUCACAAUGCAGUCGUUGCUCUCUGCUUGGGUUAAUUUGAAGAAAAAAUCAAAUAUCAAUUAAUCACUUAAUAAUUUUACUAUUUGUUAUUUGUAGUUUGACUUGAAGAAAAUACUCGUUAGAAACACAUUAAUUUGGCUUGAUUUCGGCCACAGUCGAUUUUUAUUAAAUAUUUUAAUAUUAUGUGUGUUUAUCUUUUUUUUUUUGAUAUACUCAUACUUAAUAUUUACGACGCGUAAAAUGCCCUUUUGUACUGCACUGCCCGCUGCCAGUUUUGAGUGUAGUACGUACCCGUAUUUUAAGUGUGUACCUUUUAUUGUAUAAUUUUGUAAGCAUUUAUAAUUACAUACAUACAUAGAUACAUGUGUAACUACAUACAUACAGACAUGUAUACACCAAACAAUCGAACAAAAUUUUAAAAUUAUCAAAUACUAU